Molecule: messenger RNA, 1044 nt
Organism: Entamoeba histolytica HM-1:IMSS
Lineage: Eukaryota; Evosea; Mastigamoebida; Endamoebidae
Product: cysteine surface protein, putative
Exons: 2
Coding region: 1-1044 (347 amino acids)
Biological process (GO): protein phosphorylation
Molecular function (GO): protein kinase activity; ATP binding
Source: RefSeq, a predicted model, not a curated record
AUGAGUUGGAUAGGAGAAUGUAAAUCAAUAGACGAAGUUAAAGGAUGUAAAGGAGAAAUAGAUAAAGAAUAUGGAUGUAGAGAAUGUUCAGAAGGAUAUUAUUUAAUAAAUAAAGAAUGUUCAAAAUGUAAAGAGAAUUGUACAAGAUGUUCAAUAAAGAAUGAAUGUAAUAGUUGUGAAAAUGAAUAUGUAUUAAAAAAUAAAGAAUGUAUUAAAUAUUCAGAUAUUAAUAAAUGUAAAGAAGUAAAGAAUAAUAAAUGUUCAAAAUGUUCAUUUUGGUAUGGAACGAAUGAAGAAGGAAAUGAAUGUAAUAAAGAAGUAGUAUGGUGGAUGAUAAUGAUAAUUGUCAUUAUUAUAAUUAUUAUCAUUAUUAUAACAAUUGUAAUGAUAAUAAUGAUGGUUAAUUACAUAAUGAAGAGAAGAGAAAAGAAAGAACGAGAGAAAACAACAACAAUAUUCAAAAUAACACAAUCAAAUAUCAGAUUCAUAUCACUUGGAGAUGGAAUAUUAACAAGUAAGAAAGAAAUUGAACUUCAAGAAGGAGAAGAAAUUAAAGUGAAUGAAGAAAUACGAGAAUUAAUUUGUAUUGGAAAUGAUAAAAAAGAAAAGAUGAAGAUACAAAUAAGUAGUAAAGAAGAAAAUGAGAAAUAUUCAAUUAGAACAAACCCAAAUGUCAUUACAAUUGAAGGAGGAUAUGCAUGUGAAUUUGAAUUAUUCAUUACAAUCAAAUGUACAACUAAAAUCAAAGAUAAAAUAAUGAUAAUUAGUAAAACACUUAAUAAAGCACAAGAAGAAACAAUCAAAAGUAUUUCUAUUGAAGGAGAAACAGAAAUAUCAACACGACUUGAUCCUGAUGAAAUAAAAGAAGAAAAGAAAAUAGGAGAAGGAUCAUUUGGAGUUGUUUAUGUUGGAGAAUUUAGAGGAAAUAAAGUAGCAAUUAAGAAAAUGAAACAAGUUGAAGAAAAUGAAGAUAAAAAGAAAGAAUUUGAGAAAGAAGUAGCAAUAAUAUGCAAAAUAUGGAUCAAUACAAGAUAUAAUGAAUAA